UCGUACUCUUACCUAACCUAAUGUUUUAGAACUCGAGUUUCAGCAAAACCCCAACUGCUUCUCUAUCUCGUGCCGUCUUCUGCAAAAAAAGAAAAGAAAAGAAGGGGUCCUUCUUCUCACAAGAAACAAUGGCGAAGAAACGUGAUAGAAUAAUCAACACACAGCCCUUUAUCACCGAUGACGCCUCCGUCGCUUCUUCCCGGAAGCGUUCAAAGGUUCCCAAAACCCAUCAGCAACAGGAGAAGUUGAUUGAAGCUGGUAUUAGCUCCAAGAUCAUGAAGGUCGCUCUUGCACAGCAAAAGGAGAUUGCUGAUGAAGAAAACGCCGAGAGGAACCCCAGUGGAGCCGUGUUUGCUGCUGCAGCCGCCAAGACUGCGGAAGAGGAGCAGAGAAUCCUGGAGGAGGAGGAUGAGAAAGAUGAUGAUAUCGACGCUUUUGAUGGAAACUUCGAAGAAGAUGAUAGCUACCACCAAGAGGAGAUCAAUGAGGACGACGAGAAGCUGUUUGAGUCAUUCUUUGUUAAGGACGCCCCUCGUCAACGUACUCUUGCUGAUAUCAUCAUCAAGAAAAUCAAAGACAACGAUGCUGACUUAGCUGAAGAAGAGCGUCCUGACCCUGAGUUGGACCCUAAAGUAACUAAAUUAUACAAAGGUGUUGCCAAGAUCAUGAGUGAAUACACGAUUGGGAAAAUGCCGAAAGCGUUUGUGCUGAUUACUAAGAUGGAGCGCUGGGAGGAUGUGUUAUACUUGACCGAGCCGGAGAAAUGGUCGCCUAACGCUAUGUAUCAAGCAACCAGAAUCUUUGCUCACCACUUGAAAAACAGCCAGAUUCAGCGGUUUUACAGCUACGUGUUGCUUCCUCGAGUCAGAGAAGAUAUCAGAAAGAACAAGAGGCUGCAUUUUGCUCUCUACCAGGCUUUGAAGAAGUCUCUCUACAAGCCUAGUGCUUUCAAUAAAGGCAUACUCUUCCCGCUUUGUAAGUCUGGUACAUGCAGUCUCAGAGAAGCUGUGAUUAUAGGGAGCAUUCUCGAAAAGUGUUCUAUCCCUAUGCUUCACUCAUGUGUUGCUUUGCUGAACUUGGCUGAGAUGGAGUAUUGUGGAACAACCAGCUACUUUAUAAAAACUCUUUUGGAGAAGAAGUAUUGUAUGCCGUAUCGAGUACUAGAUGCAUUGGUUGCUCACUUCAUGAGAUUUGUGGAUGAGAUAAGAGUUAUGCCUGUGAUUUGGCACCAGUCUCUUCUUACUUUUGUGCAACGGUACAAGUAUGAGCUACUAAAGGAAGACAAAGAGCAUUUCCAAACUCUCCUCAAGAGGCAAAGGCACCAUCUUGUUACUCCUGAGAUCCUGAGAGAGCUUCAGGGUAGCAGAAACCGUGGAGAGAAAGAAGAUGAUCCUAUGUUGACUAACUCUUCAGUUACAACUAUCAACAACCCAAUCAAAGAAGACAGGUUUGACAUUCCAGAGGUGCCAAUGGAAGAGGACUGAUUCAUUUCAUUGUGUUUGGUUUUGGAAGAAAGAAAGACAACUCUAAAAUUCCAGUUUUGUCAUUGGUUAUUUGCUUAGUUAUACUGUAAGAAAUGAACAUCUUUCUAUUAAGUGUAGUUUGAACCUUUAAACAUGGUUUUACUCUUUUGUUGUAAUCCAAAGUUCGUAUUAUUUUCUCGUCUCAGUGAGUAGUAGUAUUUGGGUUA
Messenger RNA from Brassica rapa (field mustard), 1690 nucleotides. RefSeq names its product bystin. Lineage: Eukaryota; Viridiplantae; Streptophyta; Magnoliopsida; Brassicales; Brassicaceae. The record is from RefSeq and is a predicted model, not a curated record. Gene Ontology annotation, molecular function: snoRNA binding. Gene Ontology annotation, biological process: rRNA processing. Gene Ontology annotation, cellular component: preribosome, small subunit precursor; nucleolus; cytoplasm.